ACGCUUUUGCUUUCUUCUUCUCUCUAGCUCUUCCUUGAAUCAGAUUUAAAUCCCAGCUUAUAUAGUACGGAUGAGUCUCUCUCGAUUGCUGGGUCUGUGAAAGUUGACUGAAUUUUUGGGUUGGAAUAUACACACACAUAUAUACAUAAAUCUAGAUGUGGGUUUUCAAGAAUUUGAAUUCCUGAGAUCUCUGAAGAAGCUAUGAAGCUUGGAUUUGCUUACAGCCCUUUUAGCAGACAAAAAUUGAUGUAAGCGGGGAUUUCAUCUAUUGGGAAACGACUUUUGAAAUACUACUAAGGUUCAGAGAAGUGCCUGAUAUUAGUUUAGGCAUCUUGGUUCCGGUUUACCAGUUUGAUGUUAGAUGUCAUUCCGCUGCAUAGCUCGGGAUAAACGAGAUAGUUUUAGUAGCUUAUCCCGGCAUAGUUUUGAUGUAAGGCUGCCUGGACAUCAUAGGGUAAAAUCUCAUGGUUCAUUUCAUGAUAUAAAUAACCAAACUUUGGUAAUUCAGAAUAGUCGUUGGGCUAAUCUACCACCGGAGCUACUUUAUGAUGUGAUUAAAAGGUUAGAAGAGAGUGAGAGUGCAUGGCCUGCUAGGAAGCAUGUGGUAGCUUGUGCAGCUGUUUGCAGGUCAUGGAGGAGCAUGUGCAAGGAAAUUGUCAAGGGUCCAGAAAUCUGUGGGAAACUUACUUUUCCAGUUUCUUUAAAGCAGUCGGGGCCUCGUGAUGGAACCAUUCAAUGCUUCAUCAAGAGGGACAAAUAUAAUUUGAUGUACCAUCUUUUCUUGUGUCUAAGUCUUGGUAUGCAUUCUCUAGACCUUUCGAAACAGCGAUUAAAUGUUUUUCAGCUCCUCAUUAAAUUUGAUGUAGAGCUUAGUUACAUGGGAAGAGAAACUUGGAGGAGUCAUGGAAUGACUUAG
Olea europaea var. sylvestris is the source of this 916-nucleotide messenger RNA. RefSeq names its product tubby-like F-box protein 10. The transcript has 5 exons. Bases 362 to 916 code for a protein of 184 amino acids. NCBI's taxonomy places the organism in Eukaryota, Viridiplantae, Streptophyta, Magnoliopsida, Lamiales, Oleaceae. Gene Ontology annotation, molecular function: protein binding. The record is from RefSeq and is a predicted model, not a curated record.